Molecule: messenger RNA, 318 nt
Organism: Oppiella nova
Lineage: Eukaryota; Metazoa; Arthropoda; Arachnida; Sarcoptiformes; Oppiidae
Source: the annotation of a GenBank genome assembly
UUCUCAUACGAACACUUUUAUGUGAUUUAUUGCAAGUUUUGGGAAUUAGACAAAGACCACGACCUCUUCAUCAGCAAAACCGAUCUCAGCCGACAUAACGACUCCGCGAUAUCCUCGCGAAUGAUUGACCGCAUAUUUUCCGGAGCUGUCACUCGGGGACAAACCCGAAAGGAUGGCCUCAUGUCUUACUCGGAGUUUGUUUGGUUCAUACUAUCAGAAGAGGACAAACGCCAUCCGCGGUCUAUAGAGUACUGGUUUCGGUGCAUAGACUUGGAUGGAGACGGCGUGCUCUCGAUGUAUGAGUUGGAGUACUUCUAU